AUGUCACUUCCGCGCGAUAUCCGUGCAUUUCUCUCUCAUUACCACGGUCAAACGGAUGACUCGCAAGCUUCAGAUAAUCUACUAUUUUACCAAAAUCGUCUGCGCUGCCAGCCAGACGAUCUUUUGAUCAGCGAGAUACACCAGAGCUGGCGCAAAGACUAUAAUCAACUGGAGUACAACCAUGCUUACAUCCAAUGGCUCUUCCCCAUCCGCGAGAACGGGAUGAAUUUCGAGGCGCAAGCUCUCCAGCCACACGAAGCUGCGGCGAUGAAGGAAGAUCCUGAUGUCAUCGAGCGCAUCAAGGCCUCUUAUGGGCUGAUGUUGGAUUUCUAUGGCAUGUACCUGGUGAACUUCGAGACUGGUCUCAUUGGACGCUCAGAAGGCUACAAAACCCGGUACAAGAACCUGUUGCAAGCUUCUCACAACAACCUUCGUAUUACACGGAUCCUCAAGUGUCUGUCGGAAAUGGGCCUGGAGCAUCUGAACGCCGGUUUCCUACUCCAUGUCCUCAAUGAACAAAGCGAGCACAAACAGCUAAAUACCAGCCUACUACGGGAUAGCAUGGAUAGAUGGUGGGCUAACUGCUUGAGGAAUAAAGCGGAUCGGGAGUGGAUCGGACUUGCAAUAAAGAAGGCGAGGAACGGCGAGACUUUCAGCAGAGAGAAGUACGAAGCCAGUCUGCAGAGGCGAAAUGAAUCGGGGUCCAUUGCAGAACCGCAACUUGAAUGUACUGAUGGGUAG
This is a messenger RNA of Suillus plorans, 741 nucleotides long. Its product is annotated as opioid growth factor receptor conserved region-domain-containing protein. The coding region runs from base 1 to 741 and encodes 246 amino acids. Gene Ontology annotation, molecular function: opioid growth factor receptor activity. The transcript has 4 exons. Gene Ontology annotation, cellular component: membrane. The record is from RefSeq and is a predicted model, not a curated record. NCBI's taxonomy places the organism in Eukaryota, Fungi, Basidiomycota, Agaricomycetes, Boletales, Suillaceae.